GCUUCUCCUGCUUCUCGGCCUCCUCCUCCCGACCCUCAGUCGCAGUGACGAUUCGAGACUAUAUUCGAUGUGGGAUUUCGCAAGGACAGCGUGAGCUGUGGCACGAUUUCGUUAAUUUCGCACCCUAUCGAGGCGGCGCUUCAGGGUGUCACGCUGCUGCUUAUAGAAUUGUAGCUUCUCUGGUGUAGUCAGGUGCGCUGCUGGCUUGGUGACUUCAUCAUCGUCUGAAUCCUCCCACAUGCUUGUGAACUCGGGAGCCAUGAGCGGCUGAGCAGAAGACUGGGACGGUAGACCCGUGGCUGUCAAGGAAGGACUGUGACGGGUUCUUCAUCAUCAUCGCCCCCUUCGCCAGUGCAUUCAGCAUCAUCGCCAUCGCAUGGGCCAACGCUUCUGGAGGCUCAGCUGCUGGAUACCCAUGCGAUAAUUGGGCUAGGGUUACGUACUUUGGCUUGUGGCAAAGUCGGCAGCUGAGAAGCGAGAGAUGUUGCAGGUGACAUGGCCGCUCCCGGGAUCAUCGUCGACCCCAGAUUUCUCACAUGCCUUCGAAAUGGUGUUUUUCUUCAUCAACGAGAGGUUUCUGGCCUUGAGAUACUCAGCCAAGACCUGUGAUGCCGUGAUUCUGGCUCCACUUCUCUCAGAAGUCUUGAUCCAUUUUCUCUUGGGCUAGACUUCUCCCAUGACUUCGAAAUGGAGCGACAUGAAUUAGCCGCGGGACCGCUUGAGUCCCGCCGAAACAAAUUCACAUCCCCGCGGGUCAAACCAGGACUGCCGCGGGACCACCGCCGGUCCCGCUGGGACUCCUGUCAGUUCUGGGACCACCGCUAGAUGUCGUUGAAUACUGUAGCAGUUGCGCAUAUUCUACCCCC
Messenger RNA from Mycena citricolor, 866 nucleotides. NCBI's taxonomy places the organism in Eukaryota, Fungi, Basidiomycota, Agaricomycetes, Agaricales, Mycenaceae. The record is from the annotation of a GenBank genome assembly.